AGACGUCACGGCCAGUGGGGGCGGGAGAGGGGGCGGCGGAGUGCGUGCGCGGCGCCCCGGGACAGCGCGAGCGCCUGCACGGGCACGGGUGGCUCUGCCUGCCCCGCCGCCGCGCUCCCCUUGUGCUGCCUGACCAAACUUGGGCUUCGUCUGCCUGCCCCGGCGCUGCCAUGCCGGCCAUCCUGCUUUUCUGGAGCCGCGCGGAGAGGAAUAAGUACUCGGCGCCUGGCAGCGUCGCCGCCGUCAUGGGGAAGGACUACUACAAGAUUUUGGGGAUCCAGUCCGGAGCCAACGAGGAUGAAAUCAAGAAAGCCUACCGGAAAAUGGCCCUCAAGUAUCACCCCGAUAAGAAUAAAGACCCCAACGCCGAGGAGAAGUUCAAGGAGAUUGCGGAGGCUUACGACGUGCUGAGUGACCCCAAAAAGCGAGCUGUGUACGACCAGUACGGGGAGGAAGGUCUUAAGACUGGAGGUGGCUCCUCAGGUGGCUCAGGGAACACUUUCCACUACACGUUCCAUGGAGACCCCCACGCCACUUUUGCGUCUUUCUUCGGAGGCUCCAACCCUUUCGAUAUCUUCUUUGCCAGCAGCCGCUCCCGGAUGUUCAAUGGCUUUGACCAGGAAGAUAUGGAUAUCGAUGAUGAUGAUGAUCCUUUCAGUGCCUUCGGCCGGUUUGGCUUCAACGGCAUUAAUGGGGUUCACCGGCGGCACCAGGAGUCCCUGCACACGCGGAGGAAGGUCCAAGACCCACCUGUCAUCCAUGAGCUCAAGGUGUCCCUAGAAGAGAUCUACCACGGCUCCACCAAGAGGAUGAAGAUCACCCGCAGAAGGCUCAACCCUGAUGGCCGGACCAUGCGGACUGAGGAUAAGAUCCUCAACAUUGUCAUCAAACGGGGUUGGAAGGAGGGAACCAAAAUCACAUUCCCCAAAGAGGGGGACGCCACCCCAGACAACAUCCCUGCUGACAUUGUCUUCAUCCUCAAGGACAAGCCUCACUCGCACUUCAAGAGGGAUGGGACGAACGUGGUCUACACCGCAAACAUCAGUCUUAAAGAGGCCCUAUGCGGCUGCACCGUGAACAUUCCCACCAUUGACGGGAGGGUGAUCCCGCUGCCCUGCAACGACAUCAUCAAGCCGGGCACAGUGAAGAGACUGCGCGGGGAGGGGCUGCCUUUCCCCAAGGCCCCCAGCCAGCGAGGAGACUUGAUCGUGGAGUUCAAAAUCCGCUUCCCGGACAGAAUAGCUCCCCAGACGAGACAGAUCCUCAAGCAGCACCUCCCGUGCUCCUAGAGCCCCGGGGACUCUCCUCCAAGCAGCAAUACUCCAAAUGCACGUGCCGGAGCAUCUGGCUCACACAGAGCAGAGGUGCCAGAGCACUUUCAAAUGCAAAAAACCCACUUUUCUUCCCCAAAACUCCCAUCUGUCCCACCCACCCCUGCCCCUCCUGGCCCAUUUUGUACUCCAGUGGCAGGAGAGUCUCCUGCCCUCACCUCUCUCCCAGCUGCCGCCUUUUUUUGUUCUUUCAGAGGUCCGGCUUUGCUGCCUUGCACAAGCGCACGGCACGGGCUGUGACUUGGGGAUGUGCAUCACUUUGUGGUUUUUGUGUCACCCGCUUUUCAAGCCAACUUUCUGACCGGAGGGUGGGAUUGUAGGGAGCUCAGAGCAGUGUAAAUAGGACUUCAUGGGAUCUCGCAUCCCUCCGUGUUAGAUUUCUCUUCCCUUCUUUGAUACUUGCUGCUGUUCAAGGUCCCGCCGUACCGAGGUGCCAAGGAAACCAUCCUGAGCGCGUACGGUGAAGGGACCGCUCCUACCGGACCGUUUCUAACCUGGGACCACAGCACCCAAUCCUACUGCGGUCCCCUCUCCUGUGCCAAGACCACCACCGAGUGUCACCUGUGCCAAUCGACGGAGCUCAGAGCAGUGGGGACGGUCCCUUCCAGCCUCCUGCCCAGGCUGGGAGCUUUCUUGUUCAGACGUGUUGAGUUUGCAUUGCUGCUUUAUUUUUUAAUACAUAUAUUUAGCUCGUUAGGUAACUCCGUAAGGGUUUUCUCUGCCCGUUUUGGGUUUCCUGGAGUGGUUGACCCCGAUGCUGGGGAACAGCUCAGCCAUACAAACAACCUGCCUGUGAGAGUGGAGAAUGUGUGUAGCACAAGACUGGGUGUGAAAGCAGAGCCAAGCGUGAGCAGAGCUGUGGUUUUGACUAGUGUUCGAGUUCGACCUUAGGGAUCGUAAUAGGUAGAGAAAUGCACGUGUAUAUAUUUUUCUACAGGGAAGUUGAAUUCAGGAGGUAUUUCUGAGUGUGACGGUGGAGCUGAGAGGAGCAUGAGGCAAUCCGCUUGGUGGUUUGGUUUUCAAAUGCUGUAUUUUUUUAAAAACUUCGGAUUUCCAUCAGGAGAAUUUUUAUAUUUCUUACCUUCCUUGGCCAACUCUGCCUCUCGCCAGUUUUUUCCCUGGAGGGGCCAACUGGGCUCCUCCGCCACCGCAGCUCUGCGUCUGCCCGAGCGGCGCUGAGAAAAGCUGAGGCGCUUCCUUGGGCACCUUUUUGUGAUGGGAAAUCACUGACUGGAAGCAGGGGUCUGGAGGUGUACAGCUGUACAGUGCAUCACGUGGCAGGAGGACAGCCCGUGGGCAUGGGGAUAGAGCACUUGCAUUAUUAAAGCACUACUUAAUUUAUCAACCGGUUUGACUUCAGGUUGGGGCGCGACGCCUUUUCCCUCCACUGACCUCUCUGGGGUUCAGCAGACAGACAACUGGUGGACACUGAUGGAGCGAGAAGACAGGUCAGCACACAGAUGCAAGCUGCUUUGUUUUUCUCAGUUUCAAUGAGACCUGAAUGUUUUAUAGUGUUUUGUUUUUUUGUUUUUGUUUUUUUUUUUUAAUGUAACUUUUUUUUUUUUUUUUUUUGUAAUGUCAGUAUUGAAGAAAAAUAAAAAAUAUUUUGAAAAAUAUACCCUAUUGGUAUGUGUUGUGGUGGGAGGUGCUGGGGCUGCACUCACCCCUGGUAUGGGGGAAGGGGCUCAGACCCCCGUUGGUCCCAUCUCUCCCGCUGGAGGGAUGCUGGGACCCAGCUCUUAGGGCUGGGAGAGAACAGCAGCACGGGAUGCACCCGAGGGAAUUCUCUCCGUGUUUGCCCGUGGUUGUGGUCAACCCAUCAAGGAAGUCCAUUCUUUGAGACCUCCAACCCUGGAUAGGGCCAGGACCAGAGCGACCUGCUUUGGGAGGGGCUUGAAUCGAGGUUCUGCACCAAUCCUUCCCUCCUGUCCCCCCUCCAGGACUGCGUGCAGCCCCGCAGCUUGUUCCUGGGGACAGCAGCAGCCGUGGGCCAUCCCUGGUGCCUUCAGGGCAGGCUGUGCCGGGGACGCGGUGGCAAUGCGGGGACCGGGGCCGCAGUGAGCACGGCCACCGCCUGCCCUCUGCUGGCAGCAGGGACCCGGUGAGCCCGCAGGCUGCGGGGCGGUACCCGACCAGCCUGCAAAUCAGCGCCUUGGCCAUUAGGGGCCUCCGUGCCACACACCUCGAGCCUGGUGGAGCCGAGCGGGAGGGUUGGGGCAGCUCGAACGUGGCUCCAGGGCUACGCCAGGGAGCUGCUGGCCAGGGCAGCACUGGAAGAGCCCAGCCAAGCUCCCAGCCUCUGCCCGCCUGGGGGCUACUCCAGCCCCAGGCACUGCUCCAGGAGCUCCCCAGGGUGCCGUCCUCAGCCCAGGACAGAGGAGUGCCAGCCCUUCCACUGGAUUUAAUCAGCAUUUUUAAUUAGGAGGGUGAGGAGGGAGAGAAAUGAGCUCCACGGAACUGGGACGCACACCACCACCCCCUGCCUCCUGCCCCAGGCUGCAGCGUGCACAGCAUUGCCAAGGCUGGAUCUGCCACCACCACUGGCCACGCUCAGCAGUGCAUGGUGGCAUUCCCAUAGCAUCUGGGAAGAGGAAAUCUGCUCAUCGCCAUAGCUGGGCAAGGCUUUUAGUAAGUCCCAAAGAGCUCUUCAUGUGAAGUACCCUUUUACCCUUCCCCAGGUUGCAGACAGCAAACACUUCACCAAGCAGCAGCCCAUCCCCACAAGCUGGCAGCGCUGUCCUGAUGGCACAGAACCCAGGCGGUGCGAGGACACACAGGCACAGUGCUGGAAUGGGUCUCUGAACUGGGACAGACCACCUGAGCAGGUGCUGCCCAGCCUCCCAGGGGCUCCCACGGAUUCCUUCUGCAGCCACCAGUCAGUGGUUGUGCUAUUUAAGCAGCAUUCUCAAUUUUGGUGCAUUUUUCCCAAGCCCCCCUUUUCUCCUGGAUAGCCCCAUCCUUCUGCCACAUUGGGAUUCCCCUCACCCCUCAUUUCCUUCCCUUUAAGUCCAGGUGAUCUGAUAACCCUUCUAAAUGUGGCAGUCUUCGCAGCCAAAACCCCCUGGAGUAUCCCCAGCAACCCUGUGGGCACCUUUACUGUUCAUUCCAGCACACAAUCUCUGGUUACUCACCUCUGCAAAAAUCCCAUUCCUGCAAGCUCCGAACAGCUGAGAGCACAAAGCUACUCUGUGCAUCUGGCAGUCAAAACACAAAGCACUCUUCAACUCAGAGCUGGGUCACACACAGCCUGGCACACCGCUCCUUUGGGUGAGUGUCACAGGUCUCCCCUUACCCAUCUGUAACAACCCACACACUGCUAAAUGCAACCCCAAGCUGGGCAAUGCAGAUGGCUGGUGAAAAGAUACCCACUUACCACUUGGUGGCCAAAGCUGCACAUUCAAGUUAGGUAAGGAGAAUCAACUUCAGCCACAGGCAAUUGCUGUGGCAGUUCAACCUAAGAAGGGCACGCAUCUCCAUGCCCUGUGCUGAUUUCAGAUUUGCAAAGGCAAAGUACAGCCGUGGGCUCCAGCCACAGAUGAGUAAGUGUGCACACACCAGGACAGAGCAGGAGCCAGCUGCCAAGCCCAGGGAGGACUUCUCUCACGUGAAAUAAGUACAGCAGAAGCACAUUUUUUCAGUUAAUCGAAAAUAAAGCAAGGAUCAGAAGGUGAAAGGGAAGAAAAGCACAAGAAGUGGAUCAAAAUCUGACUACUGUGCAAAGAACCACAAUAAAAGGCAGGCUCAUAGCAAAGAACCAAACCUUUCAUCAGAAGCCCAAAGGGACACAGGGAUUUUUUCCACAACAGAGGAAGCCUCUUUGCAGAGCCUUAUGAAAACUGUUGCUAUACCAUCAGAGGAAUCUCCCAUUCCCUAGCCACAUUUGGGUUAUGCUGCAUCAUAAGCUUCAGCAACAGCCCAGGAACCCUUCCAUGCCCGUCUUCAAGCAGGGCUGAUGAAAAGAGGAUUCCUGCGGGAGUCCUUUGCUGCACAGAAGCCAAAGCAGCAAGAGACCCAACAGCUCACAGCCGGCACUGGAGAAGUAAUACCAGAUACCUGCCAUUUAUCUCAGUGCUUACAUCUAAGUAUGGGCACAGGAGAGAGACUGCCCAACCAAUUUCUUCCAUUAGCAUGGGGUAAAAGAGAUAAGGACAAAGAGCAACCACACACACUCCAGGAAAAUGCACAAAUAUUGGCUGCACUGCACAAGAGAGGCAGCUGAAAAGUGCUCAAGAUAGCAAGUGAGACAUGGGAUUUACAGAGGCAGUUAUUGCCAAUGCUGUGGCAGUACCACAUAAAGGAAUUGCCAGAGCCUGGCCAGGAUUUUGUGGGAUUUUAUUCUUUUUUUUUUAAUUAUUUUUGUAGGUUUUUUUUUAAUACAGGCUAGCGUUGUACCCUUUGCUAAAGCUGCUGAUUCUGCCACAUAAACUAGAACAGAAAUUUCUCAGAAAUUAAUUCGGAUCCCCUCCUUGUUAAUUCACUGUCUGCUUCUUAACUGAACAUCGGUCUGGAUUUGUGUUUGCAGAAAACAUCCCCUGUACAAAGUCUGACGUGCACCUACACUGUUCUGACUGAGGAAUGAAGUAGCCGAGAGUCCACUGAACGUUGGAUUUUCCCAGUACAACAUGGCCUGAUUUGGAGUUUGGUCCACUGAGGACAGUGAGUUAGCCAUAGAGAUCAUCAUCGUUGUCUUCACUGUACACAUUGCCCCCGCUGCCACCUCCUGUG
Gallus gallus (chicken) is the source of this 6056-nucleotide messenger RNA. RefSeq names its product DnaJ heat shock protein family (Hsp40) member B5 (gene DNAJB5). NCBI's taxonomy places the organism in Eukaryota, Metazoa, Chordata, Aves, Galliformes, Phasianidae. Gene Ontology annotation, biological process: negative regulation of transcription by RNA polymerase II. The record is from RefSeq and is a predicted model, not a curated record. Gene Ontology annotation, molecular function: protein-folding chaperone binding. Bases 171 to 1289 code for a protein of 372 amino acids. Gene Ontology annotation, cellular component: cytosol. The transcript has 5 exons.